Verticillium dahliae VdLs.17 is the source of this 1170-nucleotide messenger RNA. Its product is annotated as phosphorylcholine phosphatase. NCBI's taxonomy places the organism in Eukaryota, Fungi, Ascomycota, Sordariomycetes, Glomerellales, Plectosphaerellaceae. The transcript has a single exon. The coding region runs from base 1 to 1170 and encodes 389 amino acids. The record is from RefSeq and is a predicted model, not a curated record.
AUGAAGUUCACCUCCAGCUCCAGCCUCCUGGCUGUCCUCGCGACUACUAUCUCUUCCUCAAAGGCAUCUCCCUCCAAUGGCAAUGGCUGGGGUUGGCCAUCUCCCGGGGGUCAGCCUUGGGGCCAGCCUUGGGUCCAGUCUUGGUGGAAGCAGCCGGAGUCGCAGCCCGACAAGGGUACGGCCCUUACUCACUGGCCGAAGCAGGCCGCCGAAAGCCUGAACGCCAUGAUCCGUGCCAAUGCUCACCAGGGCAACUACGCUGUGUUCGACAUGGACAACACGUCGUACCGCUUCGACCUCGAGGAAUCGCUGCUGCCGUUCCUUGAGAACCGUGGCAUCAUCACCCGCGAGACGCUCGAUCCGUCUCUCCGCCUGAUCCCGUUCAAGGAUACACCUUCGCACAAUGAGACGCUCUUCAGCUACUACUACCGCCUCUGCGAAGUUGACGACCUCAUCUGCUACCCCUGGGUCGCCCAGGUCUUCUCAGGCUUGACGCUGCGUGCCCUCAAAGGCUACGUCGACCAGCUCAUGGCCCACAACGGUACCAUUCCCGCCACCUACUUCGAGGGCGACGUCGUGACACCCAUUGCCAUCAACCCGCCCAAGCUCUACCGUGGCCAGCAGGAGCUCUUCAACCGCCUGAUGGAGAACGGCAUUGACGUCUACAUCGUGACGGCAGCCUCUGAGGAGCUCGUUCGCAUGGUCGCCUCGGACCCCAAGUAUGGCUACAACGUGCCCGCCAAGAACGUCAUUGGUGUCACCAUGCUUCUCGCCAACCCUGCGAACCCCUCGAGCCCGACCACGGCCCGCAAGCAGAUCGAAGCCGGAACUUAUGACGAGAAGGCCAACCUUGACUUCACUUUGACCCCUUAUCUGUGGACACCCCUGACCUGGAUGGCGGGCAAGCACGCUGCCAUCCUGACGUACAUCAGCCAGUGGAAGAAGCCCGUACUGGUUGGCGGCGACACGCCUACCAGCGACGGCUACAUGCUCUUCCACGACGUCGACGUCUGGAAGGGCGGCGUUCGCGUGUGGGUCGAUCGCAAGGCGAGCUACCGCACCCAGAUUGACGGCAUGAUCAAGGACAACGCCGACCAGCAGAGGAAGCUUGGUCUCCCCGUCACCGCUGACCAGAACUGGAUCAAGGUGAAGCCCGAGGAGAUUCUGUAA